CAGUUCUGCGGGAGCAGCGCGCAGCAGACGACGGCGACGACUUCGCCUCCGAUGAAAAGAACGGCGGCGCCCCAUUCCCCACGUUAAUGUGUUCCGUUUUCAGCUUCCCAAAGUUCGGUUUCUUUUUUUCCCGCCAUGGCCGGUAAGGUGAACGAGAAAAGUUACAUCCUGCAGUCGAGCUAUAAUUUUUCGGAGGACCAGGGCAGCAGCGUCGAUUCGAACGAGAAUGCCUUCGACGAUAUGAAACAGUUGAUCGCGGAGGAGGAGAACGAGAACAGGUCGAGUCUGCCAAGGGCGAGCUUUAAUUUUAUUAAUUCCAUUAUUGGAAGCGGAGUCAUUGGUGAUUCGCGUGGUAAGUUGGACGUUUUGGCUCAUUGUCAGCUUUUAGGAAUUCCGUACGCGCUCCACCAGUCCGGUUUUGGUUUGGGUCUCCUACUGUUAGUGAUGAUAGCCUACAUUACGGAUUACUCUCUGAUACUGAUGGUGAAGAGCGGACAUAUCAGUGGAAAGUACAGCUACCAAGGCAUCAUGGAGGCGGCCUACGGAAGACCCGGCUAUAUUCUGCUGGGGAUUCUACAGGUGGUCUAUCCAUUGAUCGCGAUGGUCUCGUACAACGUCGUCGUCGGAGAUACCGUGACCAAGGUCGUUGUGCGUCUAACGGACGCAUCCCCCACGUCCAUCUUUUCGAAGCGCGAAGUCAUCGUCCUGAUCUGCACUCUCGCCGUUACUAUUCCACUUUGUAUGUAUCGAAACAUAACGAAACUCGCACACAUAUCAUUUACAAGCCUGAUCUGCAUCGGGACCAUUCUUAUAACUAUCUUCUUCAGGGUUGGAUCGAUGAGUCUAAUAGUGCCCCACCACACAAACGCGUGGAGAUUUGCCAACUGGGACAUUGUGCCCGCGAUGGCAAUCAUGUCUUUUGCAUUCAUGUGCCACCACAACACUUUCCUGAUCUACAGUUCCAUACAGGAGGCGAACGAGAAGCGCUGGGAGCUCGUGACACACAUAUCGCUGACAAUCAGUCUAGUUAUAACAGCCUUAUUCGGAAUAGUCGGCUACGCCACGUUCACCACCUACGUCCAAGGUGACCUUCUCGAGAACUACUGCUGGGACGACGACCUGAUGAACUUCAGCCGUCUUCUCUUCAGCAUCACGAUCCUCCUAACCUUCCCCAUCGAGUGCUUCGUCGUUCGCGACGUCGUCGAGAGCUCGUUCUUCAGGCACGAUCCGAACGUACCGAUCUCCGACCGAAUGCACUACGUAUCCACGCUGGUAAUCGUCGGCAUCAGCUACUUCACCUCCAUUGCGACGGACUGCUUCGGGGUCGUGCUCGAGCUGAACGGCAUUCUUGCGGCGACACCUCUAGCAUACGUCCUCCCCGCUCUGUGCUACCUGAGGUUGGAGGAGGGUUACAUUUUCUCGAGACGAAAGCUACCGGCCGUCGGGCUCGCGCUGUUCGGCAUGGUGGUUACGAUCCUGGGAGUGAUACUCCUCUGCGCCGACCUCAAUGAGGGCGACACGUGCUCGCACGGAAAGGUGAUGCCCUACUGCGCGGCGAACUUUACUCUUCGCGUUUAGCUGGGCGAUCCAUUUUAGAUCUAAUGCGUCCAUUUUGAAAAAUCUCUAUGUACUCGCUCUUUGAAAUAUCUUCUUAAGUUAAGCGGAAACCAAUUGCAUGUGACAACUUGAAAAUCGCCAAAUAGGUAUUUAUGUGAUACUACCAUAAAAAGGGAUAUUUAUAGAAAUCGUUGGGUUCUUAGACGCGUAUGCACUUAGUAAAUGAAUUCAGCCAUAUUUGUUUACCAAAUGUGUACAUUUAUUUUUUACUGUAAUUGUUGC
This is a messenger RNA of Photinus pyralis (common eastern firefly), 1839 nucleotides long. RefSeq names its product putative sodium-coupled neutral amino acid transporter 11. The transcript is spliced from 7 exons. The record is from RefSeq and is a predicted model, not a curated record. Gene Ontology annotation, molecular function: amino acid transmembrane transporter activity. The coding region runs from base 136 to 1578 and encodes 480 amino acids. NCBI's taxonomy places the organism in Eukaryota, Metazoa, Arthropoda, Insecta, Coleoptera, Lampyridae. Gene Ontology annotation, biological process: amino acid transmembrane transport.